Molecule: messenger RNA, 327 nt
Organism: Seminavis robusta
Lineage: Eukaryota; Bacillariophyta; Bacillariophyceae; Naviculales; Naviculaceae
Source: the annotation of a GenBank genome assembly
AUGAAAACGCUGCCUCCAAGGAAACUACAUGAGUUAACUCUACAUGGAUGCCUACCUGUACCUCAGUAUUGGAAAAAGGACUUCAAAUCCACUGGAGCCACAUUUGACUGCGUUAGCAUAAUAGGAGGGAGGACAGACGCAAGGGGUUCACUUCACCGUCCAUGCAGGCCCAAAUUCUUGGAGCUGAGACGAUUGAUUUGCAAAGACCCAAAAGGAACGAUCCUCUUGGCUCUGGACACUGACCGACAGAAAUCCCAGCAAAAAGUACAUAACAAAGGUUCUCCCCAAGCGUUGUCACACUUUCCAAAAGACCACGAAAUGGCCUAG